Colletotrichum abscissum is the source of this 2628-nucleotide messenger RNA. RefSeq lists its product as uncharacterized. Gene Ontology annotation, molecular function: ATP binding; protein serine/threonine kinase activity. The record is from RefSeq and is a predicted model, not a curated record. The transcript has a single exon. Gene Ontology annotation, biological process: protein phosphorylation; chromosome segregation. Gene Ontology annotation, cellular component: nucleus; mitotic spindle pole body; cytoplasm. Lineage: Eukaryota; Fungi; Ascomycota; Sordariomycetes; Glomerellales; Glomerellaceae. Bases 1 to 2628 code for a protein of 875 amino acids.
AUGUCACUCCAAGUCAGAGGCCCCGACUUCUCGGUGACGAAGCAGAAGGCCCUAGAAGAUGCGAAAAAGAUGCAAGCUGCGGUGGACGAUGAGGUGGCCAAAGCAGGACAGGACAAGCCGCCAUAUCUUCUCAAUGAAUUGAUUGGCAAGGGAAGUUUUGGUCGUGUCUACAAAGCAACCGACAUCAACACCAGUAUGCUUGUGGCGGUCAAAAUCAUCGACAUUGAAGAAAGCGACACCGUCAACCCGAAGCUUGCAGACACCUUCAAGGAAUUUUUGGCUGAAGUCAAUGCGCUGAAGCUUCUAAGCGACAGCGGAGCAAGGAACAUCAAUCAUGUCAUCGACGCAUUGCCUGUCGGCCAAUCUAUGUGGAUGAUCACGGAAUACUGCGCCGGAGGAAGUGUGGCUACACUCAUGAAGCCGACCGCUCCCGGUGGCCUGCAAGAGAAGUGGAUUAUUCCAAUCCUCAGAGAGGUCUCUGAAGCUGUCUUCUGGGUUCAUCGGCAAGGCAUCAUUCAUCGCGACAUCAAGUGCGCCAAUGUUCUGGUCACCGAGGCUGGUGGAGUGCAACUUUGCGAUUUCGGAGUGGCAGGUGUUAUUGAGACGAAAUUCGAUAAACGAUCAACCUUCAUCGGAACCCCUCACUGGAUGGCCCCGGAACUUUUCGAUCAGUCAACAUCCUAUGGAACAGAGGUGGAUAUCUGGGCAUUCGGCUCCAUGGUUUUUGAGAUUGCCUCCGGCUUACCACCAAACGUCAUGGCUGGUGUCGACGUUUAUCAGCUUGGAAAUUACAUCAAGGCACACACGCCUCGAUUGGAGGGCGAUCAGUACUCCGACCGACUAAAGCACCUAGUUGCCUACUGCUUAGAAGAGGAUCCGACGAAGCGACCAACAAUCGAAGAGGUACAGAACCACCCUUACAUCGCCAACUCGGCCCAAGAAUACCCAGCAGCAUCACUGGCAUUACUAGUCAGAGGAUUCAAGCUUUGGGAGUCACAAGGUGGCAGCCGUAAAUCACUCUUUGCUCCGGGAGGAGCCCAGGGCAUGUCUGGCAUGGAUGAGUCCGACUUUUCAUCCACUGCGAUGGCCAACGACGAAUGGAACUUUAGCACAACGAUGGCAUUCGACCAACAAGUCUUCCAAAAUACGGACGCUCAGGCAGUCUACGAUGUGUAUGGCUCAAACGUGGAAUUCGACCCUAUGCUUCUGGAUGACAUGUCUCGAUCCAAGCCGAAAUCGCGGCGGAGACCGCCACCACAACAACUUGCUGCCAUGAAAGCUCCCUUGGAAAAGGUGUUUGACCCAAACACUAUUUCUAAUUACGAAGACAACUCUCGAGCCUACUAUGGCAGACCGAUCCCUCCGCCAACUUCAGAUCUUCCACUACGAGACGACUCGCUCCAGUCAACAGCAGUGAGAGAAUCACUCAUCGAUCUCGACGCUUCACUGCACGGUGGUGAUCUAUCCAACUUUGUGGAUAUGAACACCAUCAGAGCCGGCGCACCGCGCGUGUCUGUCGAUUAUCAUAUGGGCGACGAGCCAGACUUCAGCAAAGCACCAUCGAGUGACCCUGCAGAUCUGAAUCCGAAUAGAAGGACACAGGACUGGAAGUUCCCUUCCAUGGCACCUCCGGCUUCCGCAAACCCGGAAAUGUCGAGGUUUCCCUUUAACGAAGAUCGCCCCUUCCACGAAGAUAGGCCAUCGUGGGAUGACCAUUCGGGACCAAGUUCUGCGUCUCGCCCGCAAAUGUUCCACCAUCAGACCGAUCCUGUCCCCGCUCCUAACUAUGGCGGCGACUUAAUGGUUCCCCGGCCUGGCUCACAGAUGAACAACAGAGAGUCCACGGGGAGCUUGAUAGAUCUGGAUGAACUUAUGGUUCCGCCUCCCAGUAACCAGAAUAACCGUGUAUCUACCGGCAGCUUGAUCGACCUCGACAUGGGCUUGGCCGAUCCCAUGCCGGAGCUCACUCGUCCUUCAACAGCAAACUCGGACGUCGCAUCUGUCAGCGGUUCAGAGAUGGGAAUGGCGAACCCCUUCGACCUGGAGCGUCAUGCCUCCCUUUACGUGCCCACAUCAAACCGGGAACCUUCCAUCUACGUCCCAGUAUCGAAUAGAGAACCAUCUCUAUAUGUACCAUCAUCGAACCGAGAACCGUCAAUCUAUGUUUCGGAUGACUCGGACUUCUCCUCGCGCGCUCCCAAAGACGAUGAUCAACUAAGCCUCGUCGACCUCAACCUAGCCGAGCCCGGUGCUACCGUUCGGCCCAAUGGCCAGGGCGGGUUGCGACUGAACACACAUCGCUCAUUCAACAGCGUCAACAGUGCCGACUACUCUGAUCCCGAAUAUCUGACUCCACAGCAGGCCGCCCAGCCAGCCCUGCCCCCGGGUAUCCCACGCUCGGUAGGGAACCGGGACAGUGGCACUAUCCCGCUGCCUCCUCCACCAGCGCCGCCGUCUGUGGAGGUCAUGCAAGGCUCAGCUAGUGCAGACGCUGUGAAGGAAGAGUUGAGGAGAAUGGCGAUGAGUUUGGGUGAGCAUCUAAGUCACGCAAACCAGUACCUGUCAACGCUACCUGUCCGUAAGGGCGGAAGACAGGACCUACAGGACCUGAUGGGUGAAUCCACUUGA